This is a messenger RNA of Drosophila eugracilis, 1373 nucleotides long. RefSeq names its product nucleoside diphosphate kinase 7 (gene nmdyn-D7). NCBI's taxonomy places the organism in Eukaryota, Metazoa, Arthropoda, Insecta, Diptera, Drosophilidae. Gene Ontology annotation, cellular component: centrosome. Gene Ontology annotation, molecular function: nucleoside diphosphate kinase activity; ATP binding. Bases 131 to 1294 code for a protein of 387 amino acids. The transcript has 4 exons. The record is from RefSeq and is a predicted model, not a curated record.
GUUGCUGUGACAACGCGGGAAAGAGGAAGCACACUUGAAAAUGAAAAGCAAACAAACACUUUUUACUCAAAAUAACGGAUCUACUGUCAAGUAAUCAAACAAAAAUAACAAAUAAACAUUAAUCCAAGCUAUGAAACCCGCUGCUAUUCCUGCUAGCGAGCGGCGUCUGGCCUUCGCGGCCGAGUGGUACCACGCGGAGGCAGGGAUCAUCCGACCCUUUUUGAUCACUUAUUAUGUCUCUGACAAGGCGGUCGAAGUGUUCGACCAGCGCAACAAACGUACUUUCUUGCGUCGCACGAAGAUUCCUGAGCUGACCCAACGAGACUUUUUCGUAGGCUCCAAGAUAAAUGUGUUUGGCCGGCAGUUUGACAUUGUGGAUUACGCAGACGAUACUACGCGCACCAAUCUGGCAAAAUACCGCAAGAAGGGCUUCGUUUUGCUAAAAAAUAAUAUGUGGACAAAACACCUGGGCAAGUUCCUUAAAACACUGAUCGACAAUAAGAUCAAUAUAAACCAGGGAAUGAUGGUGCAAUUCUCCCCCAAGAUGGUCACGCAAUUUCUGUCUGGCAAGGAUAAAAGAGAUGUCUCCUCCUCAGUGCUAAUGAACGAGCUGCUCGCGGGUCCGGCUAUUAGUCUGGAGCUGAUCGGGGACAAUGUUGUCGAAACCAUAAAGGCCUGCGUUCGAUACAAGAGCACCGAGCAGGAGGAGCCUAAUGUUAAAUUAUCGCCCAGCAUGGAGGAGCUAUUUGAAAGCGAGGAGAUCCGCUACGGCUUUUACUACUCCGACAACGACGAAGAUGUGGACAUAGACCUCAAAUUCUUUUUCCAAGCGAGGCACAGCAUCAUUAAGAAUUGUUUGUUUAAAAACACCACACUUGCUAUCAUUAAGCCCCACAGCAUCAAGGAUGGUCUCCUAGGCGACAUUAUUGCCGAAAUAUUGUCCAACGGUUUUCGGUUGACUGCCAUGCGUAUGAUCCUGAUGGCGCGCAUUAACUGUGAGGAGUUUUACGAAGUAUACCGCGGCGUCCUACCCGAGUAUAUUCCCAUGGUAGCACAGCUGGCCAGUGGAGUGUGCAUGUGUAUGGAAAUCGCUUGCGCAGAUCCUGAGAAGAAAUCGUAUCAGGAAUUUCGCGAUUUUUGUGGACCGAUGGAUCCUGAGAUCGCCAAACUACUUCGGCCGCAUACGCUGCGCGCCAAGUUCGGCAAGUCUAAGGUCCAGAAUGCCGUCCACUGUACAGAUCUGCCGGAUGACACGAAACUUGAGCUGCAGUACAUGUUCAAGAUAAUAGACUGAUUUAGUUGCUAAACUUUUAUUUAUUUUCAGUUAAAUGUAUGUUUGCCUGUGUACAAAUAAAUUACAAGUGCAAUGAAAA